AUGUUCCUGCUCCAAUAUCGGUGGAGCACCACCUACCUUGUUGACGUGCGUGUUCGGCCUGAAGCUGCAGCGCCGCCCAGACGCCAGCUGCUCGUACACCCAGGCCAGGCCAGCCGAUGCUACCCGCGAAGUUCUGCCUGCACUCGCCAUGUUCCUGCUCCAAUAUGGAGUGGAGCACCACCUGCCUUGUUGACGUGCGUGUUCAGCCUGCAGCUGCAGCGCCGCCCAGACGCCAGCCGCUCGUACACCCAGGCCAGGCCCGCCGAGCCGCCGAGGAGGGGCCGCACGCGCGGCCCAGUGGCCCCUGGGACCAGCAAGUGCUAG
This is a messenger RNA of Prorocentrum cordatum, 324 nucleotides long. The record is from the annotation of a GenBank genome assembly. NCBI's taxonomy places the organism in Eukaryota, Dinophyceae, Prorocentrales, Prorocentraceae.